AUGUCGACAACCGAGAAGUCCCCACUCUUCAGCGUGCAAGUGAAGCCCCGGAAGGCGCCCGAAGCCAGCUACAAGAGGUGGCUAUUUGCAAUUGGCGCAGUUGGUGUCAUCGCCGCCCUCGCGCUCUUAACGCUGACAGGCAGUCGGUCGUCGUCGGCCGACUUUUGCGACGCGACGUUCCAAGAGUCGGGUUACAUUCAAUUGCCGCACAAGGUCGACGACCACUACUUUUACUGGUUCUUCGAGUCGCGCUCGAAUCCGGCGACGGACCCGCUCGUGCUCUGGCUCACUGGUGGCCCCGGUGGGUCGUCGAUGGUCGCGCUCCUCACCGAGAACGGCCCUUGCACUAUCGACGCGAACCUCAACACGGUCAACAACCCGCACUCGUGGACGUCGCACGCCAACGUCAUCUGGCUCGACCAGCCAACGGGCGUCGGCUUCUCGUACACGACGAGCGACAAGGACGACGACCACAACCAAGUCGACGUUGGCCGCAACAUUUACGCGUUCCUGCAAGCGUUCCUAGCAAAGCACCCCAAGUACGCCAAAAGCCCGUUCUUCAUCACGGGCGAGAGCUACGCCGGGCACUACGUCCCUGCGGCCGCGCACUACAUCGUGGGCAUGGCCAACGCGACCAGCGACGUGCGCAUCAACCUCCAGGGCAUCGCGAUCGGCAACGGCAUGACGGACACCAUCACACAGAUUCCGUACUCGGCGCACAUGGCGCGCGACAACAAGUACAUCGAUCUCGCAUCUCCCGAAGGCUUUGCAACCCUCAAGGCCGAAGCUGCUGCAUGCGGGAAGCUCGUCGUGCUGUGCCAAACCAACGACUCGGUGUGUCCCGAGGCGACGCAGUACUGGGGCGAGCACAUCUUGGGCCCGAUGAUGAGCUACAGCAACAAGACGGGCAACCCGUACGACAUUCGCGAAGACUGCUCCGUUGACGGCUGCGUCGACCACAUUGCCAACGUUCGCGCCUUCCUCAACACGCCGGCCGUGCAGUCGCGCCUCGGCGUGCACGACAACAUUACGUGGACCGAGGUCGCGAUGCGAGUCUAUGGCGACUUUAGCAUCGACUUUAUGAAGGACUACGUCUCGUUCGUGCCGCCACUGCUCGCGGCGGGUGUCCGCGUCAUGGUAUACGCCGGCGACGCCGAUCUCAUGUGCAACUGG
Saprolegnia parasitica CBS 223.65 is the source of this 1173-nucleotide messenger RNA. RefSeq lists its product as hypothetical. NCBI's taxonomy places the organism in Eukaryota, Oomycota, Saprolegniomycetes, Saprolegniales, Saprolegniaceae. The record is from RefSeq and is a predicted model, not a curated record. The annotation marks the transcript as partial. Gene Ontology annotation, molecular function: serine-type carboxypeptidase activity. Gene Ontology annotation, biological process: proteolysis. The transcript has a single exon.